CCGCCGGGAGUCCGGGCGCCGCAGGUUACACUUCUGAGCGCCUUCUGCGUUACACUUCUGAGCGCCUUCUGGAAGCCACAGGGCAGCGGAACCUGUGCGAGGAGCCGGUGGAGGGAGAGCAGGCAGGCCCAGCUUAUGUGCCAGCCCAGUGACAGACAUAAAAGCGUAAAUCAGGCUGAGGAUGGUGCGUCCGGGCGCUCACGUGUAUGUAGACCCACCGGCGUGUCUUUCUGCCGUGUGGGUACCUGUAGUGUGAGUGGCUCUGGGCGUGGCUGCUCGUAGGACGUUCAGUUUCUGUAAGAUUUAUCUCGAGGGGCCUACCUUUCCCUGGCUCCAGAGGGGGAACGUAAGAAGUUUAACGGAGCCGAAUCUAAGCAGAUUAAGGGAACAGCGGCUGGGCCGGAGAGGGUGCGGACUGCAGGUGCUGAGGGGCUAGGAAACCACGUCUUUGCCCCGUCUCCCCCGGCAGAAAGGCCUUUCGGCAAGACUGGUGUGACAAAGGUGGCCCUGAAGUGUUAGAGAGCCCGGGCAAUUAUGAUCGCUGAGUGAGUGGCCCUGGGCUGAGCCUCAGCAGUUGACUGAUAGAAAGGGAUGCUAGCAGUUAGGAAGGUAAGGAGGAAACUCAGGAUGGGGACCAUCUGCUCCCCCAGUCCCAGCGGGACAAAGACAUUGGAGGUCUGCAAUGCUGACUGGAUGGCCUCGCUCCCUCCUCUCCUCCACAACGUCCCCCUUUCCAAUCUGGCAAUCCCAGGCUCCCAUGAUUCAUUCAGUUACUGGGUAGACGAAAAGUCCCCAGUGGGGCCUGACCAAACCCCAGCUAUCAAACGCCUCGCCAGGAUCUCCUUGGUAAAGAAGCUCAUGAAGAAAUGGUCUGUGACUCAGAACCUGACAUUCCGAGAACAGCUGGACGCUGGGAUCCGCUACUUCGACCUGCGUGUGUCUUCCAAGCCAGGGGAUGCCGACCAGGAAAUCUACUUCAUUCACGGGCUUUUUGGCAUCAGGGUCUGGGAUGGGCUGAUGGAGAUUGACUCGUUCCUCACACAGCACCCCCAAGAGAUUGUCUUCCUGGAUUUCAACCACUUCUAUGCCAUGGACGAGGCCCAUCACAAACGCCUGAUUCUCCGGAUCCAGGAGGCCUUUGGGAACAAGCUGUGCUCAGCCUGCAGUGUGGAGAGUAUGACGCUCCAGACGCUGUGGGAGAAGAAGAGCCAGGUUCUCAUCUUCUAUCACUGUCCCUUCUACAAGCAAUACCCCUUCCUAUGGCCUGGAAAGAAGAUCCCCGCGCCCUGGGCAAAUACCACAAGUGUGCGCAAGCUCAUCCUCUUCUUGGAGACCACGCUGAGUGAGCGCUCUCCCCACGGAUCCUUCCACGUGUCUCAAGCGAUCCUCACGCCCAGAGUGAAGACCAUCGCCCGGGGCCUGGUUGGCGGCCUCAAGAACACGCUGGUCCAUAGGAAUCUUCCUGCCAUCCUGGACUGGGUGAAGACUCAGAAGCCUGGAGCCCUGGGUGUCAACAUCAUCACGUCUGACUUCGUGGACCUGGUGGACUUUGCCACAGCUGUCAUUGAAUUGAAUGACCUCCUACAGGAGGAUAGAGCUUUGGCUAAAUGCUGAUUUAACUUGUUAUUUAACUUAAUAUUGAAGUUGUUGAUCCAGGCUAGAGUUCUGAAGGGUUUCUUGUUAAGUUGGCACCUGGGCAGUGAUGGUGAAGGGAGUCAGAGGAGGGGAUAUUUUUUUUUCCCCUCCUCACAGGGCCAUUUGGAUAAAAUUACAGGGCUUUUAAUUGCAUUUUUCCCAAAUGAGACUUUGUGAAAACUUAAGUCCGAGGGAAGAAAGCUUGUUUCAUGUGAUCAAGGUCAGCAUCUCCCCAACGGCAUAUGAUGUUGAAUGUAAUAUGGAAGUGGGGUUUCCAGGUUCCACUGGGGUAUUGAGUGUCCCCUAAUUGGCCCAGUUCCCUGUUGUCUUCUGGGAUGUUGUGUUGGAGGCAGAGAGAAGGCUGAAGCAGAAGGGCAUUCCAAAGGAGGGCUUGUGGCAGGUGUGGACUGCCCUGUGCAGUGGCUCUAUCACCAGCCUGGGGCUCUGAGGGGAGAAAGGCCAAGCACCAGUUUUCUCUAAGCGUGUUAAACGUCACCACUUCUUCCCCAAGAGUAAGACGUAUUUAUCACCAAGCUAUUUCAGCCACAAGCUGUCUUGCAGUGCUUGUGCUGGUAAUUGGUCAUCUUCAUUCUUUAGAUAAACCGUGCGUACUGUCCUCGGUAUCAGAAACAAGUGGGUUUGGAGCUGUUCUGUAACUCCUUGAAAACAAGACUACCUCGGGGACAUUUAGGAUGAUGGUGUGUCAUCCCGUGAGAAAUACACAGUGUUGGAACACUUCCAGUUUGUGUCUUGAUUGUUCUACUCUCUGCAGGUUGUUUUGAGCCUACUAAUCACCGCUGAAGGAGAGCUUUGAAACUCAAGAGGGGAUUUUUUUAUUAUUAUUGAUAAGAGGUGCUUAUCUAUAAAGAGCCCUCUUGUGUUUUAUUUAUUUAUUUAUUCUUUUAUUUAUUUAUAGGUUAAGUAUCUUCAGUGCUUCUUACCUCAAGAGCACUCACAAAGGAGCUUCCUGAACUUUUCUCACCCAGGCCAGAUGCUGCCACGGUCCUCCUCCCCUCCACAGGACCACGCAUCUCAGGACCAUGAGCGACCUCUGACUCUACUAUAGAUGCUGUAGACGUCCUGCCCCCCACCCCAGCCCAUCACGCUGGGGACGGUGUUCGUGUGUGGGUGUGGUCCAGACCCGAGAAGCCACUACCAAGCCGUGCACUGGAACAGAAGAUGAAAUGGGUCAUGAAGAGCUCUCGGUUUUUAAGGAAAACCCUCUAGAAGAGCGAUGAAAAGGAAGGUGCUAGAAAGAACACUGGCCACGGGAGUGUGUGUACUUCAGUGCUCCUCAGAACUCUCUGAGAAUCCCUAAGGAAGUGUCGUCUUCUGGAUCCUUAAGGCUGAAAGAUAACACGGAAUCCCGGACGGCUGUGUGCCUUUAUACGGAUGGUUGGACCACCUCCCAGCAGCUUCCCACACCUGUUCUCCGAUGCUCAUGGCUGGAUUUUGCAUGUUGCCUGCCGUGGGGGUGUCCUAGCUGAGCUGCUAAGAGCACAUGCACACCCCCGACACUUGGUCUUCCAGCCUUUACAUUGCUUAAAGUAAUUUAAGCCCCAGCCGAGGACGUCACAACGCAAAGGCCUCUGGUUUAACUGUUCCUUCUCUUGCAUUUGAAUCCGUCUCCAGAGGUGGUUCUGGGAUUUUAUUGUCAGUUUUUUGAGGGCCUUCUCUGGAAAGGAGUGAGAAAGUGAGUACCCUCACUUUCUUAAUUUUCCUUCGAUUCUGAUAUUAAACUGCAGUGACAAGCUCUGAAAUUCCCUAGCCUACCCUCAGGGUUUUAUUUGUGUUGUCAUUAUUUCAUUUUUGUCUUGAUUUUAAUACUUGGUCAAUUGCUAGGGGCUAGAUCAUUUCCCUUCUUCAAGCCCUUUGUUACUUGGCAAAGAGAUAUGGAGGCAAGAGGAGAAUUAUUCUGCUCUGUUUUACUUGAGCCUUAGCUUUGCCCAGACGCUUGGUGCUAUGAGGCCAGGUGUGUUGACAGGUAUCUACACAGGAUGCCAGUGACACCCAAGGGCUGCUGACUAUUCAGUGAAAUGUUUACUUGAUUUUCUCCUUUAGUGUUAAAAUAUAUCGUUGCACUUCACUUGGGUUGUAACAUUUAAGUGCACCUCGAUGUUCAUGAUGAAAAAGCACAGAAAACCACACCAAGGUCGCACGCAUGGAGUCUUGCUUUUUGUGGAGGGGCCAGGCGCUCACUCCUUCCUGCUGCUUUGGGUUGCCAGCCUGGCCUGCAUUCUGAAAUUCUGCACAGGAGUUCUGGAAGAUAGGAGGAAGAUUAUUUACAGUUCACCCUUGGUAAACACCCCUGAAUUGGCAGAAUUUCUGCCCCAAGACAAAGUUGCUUAAUAUAUUGUAAAGGAUGUGUGUGUUCUGCUCCCUGACCUCAGGCCAAGCAGGAGACUCAGUGAUGGGACCGGGGGAAGAGACACUUUAGGUCUAUGACUCAUUCUGCAACUGCCAACAAUAAAAAAUUGUGACCUGAUCACAUCGCUUAUUCUCACAAGGUCUUGGGAUUUUUUGGAUCAAACAAGGCUAUCAUAUUUGCUCAGAAUGAACUUCAAGAUCAGUGAAAAAGCUACUUGAUUGAGCAAAAGAGGACUUUAGUUUCACAGGAUUUGGGGCCACAUUCAUUCUGAAAUGUAGACUGAGAUUUUCUUGGGCUCCCAGGACCACUUCCCACAUGGCCACACCUCCAUGGCUUCAUGGCAAAGGGGACAGUCACAGGUUGCAGUUAGAGUAGAGCAGUGUUUAAAGGCUUGAACUUUGAGCCUUUUAGAGGUACCACUGUGGUUUCAUGGGUACAGAAGAUAUUCUUAGGAUUGGAGAAAGAGGUCAAGAUGGAAUUGAUGGAAGGGAAUGAUAAAUUAUUGAAUAUUAAACUUUAAAUUAAUGGCAGAUCUAAAAGGGUUAUGCCAAAAAUAUUACGUAUUUGCUGUAUGAGACUCUAUAGUAAUUAAGUGUAAUUAUUUUCCUUAGUGCUGAGUCCAGACCCCUGCAUUCUUGAGAACAGUUAAGCCAUAGCCCCAACCCAGGAUUUUAUAUAAACGCAAACAAAAACACAAGAUCUGAGCCCAGGUAAUGAUCACCCUUAAGAAUCCUACUUCUUCUAACAUGACCUUAUAUUCUCAUCGAAAAGUUUAUAUUUCUAGGGGCUUCCCUGGUGGCGCAGUGGUUGAGAGUCCGCCUGCCGAUGCAGGGGACACAGGUUCGUGCCCCGGUCCGGGAAGAUCCCACAUGCCGCGGAGCGGCUGGGCCCGUGAGCCAUGGCCGCUGAGCCUGCGCGUCUGGAGCCUGUGCUCUGCAACGGCAGAGGCCACAACAGUGAGAGGUUUGCGUACCACAGAAAAAAAUGUUUAUCUUUCUGUUCAAUAAGACAAUGUAGUGGAGCAUUCUGGAAUUAAAUGCAUUUCAUGGUGGGUCAGGAUUUUCUACUUUCAUUUAUUCUGAAGUGCUGCCCACAGAGAUAUUAUUAUUACAUACAAUCCAGCUAGGGGGCUUAGUGCUAAACUAAAGGUGGAGAAACAGAAGAGAUUAAGCCUGAGACGAAACUUUUGCUUCCUAGGAAGCAAAAGCGUGAUACAAAUUUAGGCCAUCUUACAGAAUUAGUUCAUGCCACAGAUGAAGUUUCUGUAAUGGCCUUCAUUGGCUAAUUGCAGACUUGCGCUGAUAGGUUCUGGGAAAUGGAACGGGCUAAUGAUGGGAGCACAGCCAUGAGACCCCCCCCUCCCCUUGCAGAGCAGAGAAGCGAUCCUGGACUGAAUCUGCCUUGGGUCUUUCAUCUGGAAUAAAAAUGCUGUCUGCUGUUUUGCAAACCACACUCAACUAGUUCCCCCAAAACAUCAGGUCCCUAAUAAUUAGGUUAAAUGCCUGUGUGCAGAGCGUGUACAGGGGCAGUAGUCUUCCUUGUGUGAGAUGUGUAGAGAUGUGUAGAGAGCUCAUUUAUCAAGAGAGUGGCUUAGGACGACAGACUUGUCCACCAGUGGCACCUUUAGUGACCCGUCAAAUGAGAUGAGUGGGGCUGAAAGCAAUAUCUGAGCUAGGGAGGUGAGCUUUCCCAAAUACAUGCUAAAUAGUCACGUUAUGCCAAAAGGAAAUAAAUAGAAACUGAAAACAUAAAACGUCCAAACUGACAGGAAGUUUAUAUUGUAUGGCAUAGAACGUGGCUGUCCCCCUAAAUUCCGCCAACUUCCCUGUACAUCUAUCUCACCCCUCUGCCUCAGACUGCUUCCUAAUAUCUGCUACCAGAGCUGUGUCAACUCAAAUGUUGCCUUGGGACACACAGGAGUGAACUGAUUGGGUGAUAAGUGAAUUAGCUGGAAACUUUACCCUUAAUUCCAAAUGAUAGUGAACAGCUCUUUACUGCUCCGAGAGCUCCACUGUCCCCUUAUCCUCUGGCUUCCCCAGAGUCCUACUAGAAAUAAUGACACUAAUGGCACUGUCAUCACUGAAUUGGCCCUAAACCAGGGGAAUAGUGUACAAAAUGCUAUUGAUGUUGUUGGCACAGUCUUAGACACUAAAAGUAUCCUAAGAUAACGCUCUCUAUCCUGCAGUGGAUAUAGUGUUCUAGUCUUUUCUCCAACAAAACUUGUUCUUAGGACUUUUCAAACUUGUUUCUAAGCCUCAUAGUUUGGAUAAAAUAUUUUCCUUCCCUUCACUGGGAAUCCAAUCCCACAGUCUACUGAGUACCUCCCAUCAAUAGUCUAGAGGCAUUUUCCAUAUCUUUCCCUCUCAUCUCCGUCAUGGAAUACACCACUGCCUCCUCUUGUCUCCUGGUCACCCUUGACCAGCUGCUGAUUACUGUUAAUCACAGGAUGCUGGCAAAACUUACAAUAAAAAGCACAUACAUUCAAUGAUGUGCAAAUGCACUCUUACCACAGUGGUUUUUGCACUUUACUCUCCUCAAAGGCAUUAUUCUGCACCCCUACUUGUACCCCAUCAAUAGAACUUUACCUGAUUGGACCCCAGACCUGGGGCCAGUACUUCAUUCAAAUAGUUGGGGCUUGUCACAAACUCUGAGCCCAACGAGAAGCACAGCAUUUUGAAAAGACAAAUAAGCCUUCCGUAGCUUUGUACAUUUGCAGUUUUACAUUUGUUAUUAGGUUAGAGCACUAAUAACACUUCAGUCAUAAAUCUAUCGUAUCAAUAUGAUAAAUCUUAUAACAUAUUCUAGAAACAGUGGUACCUUACUGCUAUUAUACUUACUAAUUUCCACCCUAAUGGUAAUAAGUAUUACAUGCAGAUCAUGUAUGCAUUAUUUGUGUUGUGUAUAUGCCAACUGUAAUCAUUAACCUCACUGAUUAGAAGGUACAGAUUGUCAAAGUGAAAAUAAAUCUUGGUCAAUUCAGAUGAUAAUGUAAACCUGAUAAAUGCUCUGUUAGAUAUUAUAUUUUGUUCUUUAUGCUUGUUUUAUAUGACAAUGCAUGCUGUUUGCUAAGUAAAAAAAUAAUACAUUAUACCAAUUUUUAAGGUUAGAAUGAGAAUUUUACAUAUAUGCUGCUUGAUACUCUGAAAUGCAUUUUGUGGCAUAAUUAUCUUAUUCAUAUGCAUUUCACAUGGCUUUUUUCCCCCUAGGAAAUAAUUGUUCAAAUAUAUCUCUCUCCAUCUUUCUGGUAACCUGGAUUAAACUGCUUAAUUCAACCUAAAACAUUGUAAAGCCAGAGUACCUCAUUUUAACUGUGAAAAAAGUUUAGUAGAUAUGAUGACAUGAUAUCUUUUCUUGUAUUUGAUUUGAACUACCUAAAUAGGCUUAAACCUAAUAAUAAAUAUAAAACUUUGGCAGGCACUUUUCCUUUGUUGGUAUGCAAAUUUUAUGAUUGGCCCACUUCUAAUUUUGUUUUAAAAAGUUACUGACUCAACGUCAGUAAAAUACCUGAUUGGGCU
This is a messenger RNA of Orcinus orca (killer whale), 7518 nucleotides long. RefSeq names its product phosphatidylinositol specific phospholipase C X domain containing 2 (gene PLCXD2). Gene Ontology annotation, biological process: lipid metabolic process. The transcript is spliced from 4 exons. The record is from RefSeq and is a predicted model, not a curated record. Gene Ontology annotation, molecular function: phosphoric diester hydrolase activity. Bases 592 to 1614 code for a protein of 340 amino acids. NCBI's taxonomy places the organism in Eukaryota, Metazoa, Chordata, Mammalia, Artiodactyla, Delphinidae.